This is a messenger RNA of Ziziphus jujuba (common jujube), 1865 nucleotides long. RefSeq lists its product as uncharacterized. The transcript has 4 exons. Lineage: Eukaryota; Viridiplantae; Streptophyta; Magnoliopsida; Rosales; Rhamnaceae. The record is from RefSeq and is a predicted model, not a curated record. Gene Ontology annotation, biological process: DNA-templated transcription. The coding region runs from base 542 to 1504 and encodes 320 amino acids. Gene Ontology annotation, molecular function: sequence-specific DNA binding.
UCUCUCAAGACUGGACUUCUAUUUAAUUUGAGGGAGAUGCUAAGAUCAAAGAUGGUGGCAAAGAUUAUGGGCAAUUUGGUCCUUGUGGUGGAGGAUUUUUUUCCCUUCUCUAUGUUCUUUCAUUCUUUCUUUGUCUUGAGUCUUAACAAACAAACGGGGUAGGAUGCUGAAAUAGCAUUCUGUGCCUUAUAUGGCAAGUCAACGGGCUUGCCACUUGAUUUAUAUUUUGUCCUCUAUUUUGAUUUUAUGUUUAAAAAAACAAAAAAGGACUACAUGAAAUUGGGGAAUCGGGAGAAUUUUUUAUUUUAUUUUAUAAUUCUCUGUGGUAAACUUUGGAGCUUUGUUUUCACUUGCAUUCGCAGACAUUAUGGGCCUAAUGGACCCAAAUCCUCCUUUCAGAUCGUGCUUAAAGCCCAGUUAAAAAUUGACCACUGGAUUGGCCCACAUUUAUGAUCAACUUUCAAUUUUGGCCUUUUAUUUCCCCGUACAUAUUUUACGAAGUCGUUCAGAUUCAUAGCUCGUUUUCCCGGCUAAAACAAAAAUGGAAAAAGAUCAAAGAAAGCCAUCAACUUCGAAGGCGCGACGGGAAGGAAACAGAAAGAUGAAGGGAACGUUAAGUCAGUCUUCCAUGAACUUCUCCAGGAAGUACAUUGAAGAUGAUAAUUAUGAAGUAAGAGAAGAAGGUAAAGGAAUGUUAGUUUUAGAAGAAGGUGGUUCUAAGGUUGAUGACCUUGCAGAAAAAUUCCAGUGCUUGACCCUCCACAAGCGAGACACUCCCAAACGAGUUAUUGUGCUGAUAUUAGGUGAAGAAUUCUUCUCGGAAAAGCAUGGACUGUGGAGGCAUGAGCAAAAGAGCAGAGCUGCUAGGCUAGAGAAACAGCUCAAAGCAAGGUGGGAACUUGAGGAGCUAAUAGAUGAACAAGUGAACAGGUUCAAUGUCCACUACAACCAUGCCAUGCUUCCAGCACAGCUUAAGGAUAUCCCGCAGCUGCUAAUGCCCAACUGGGCUCCUCCCUAUGAGCUGGCUGCCAAGGCUUGGCUUGGAGAUUGGCGGCCCUCAGCCAUUCUAGAGCUCGUACGUCGCCUCUUCUUCUCCUCCUCAUCGUCGUCAUCCUCAUUUUCGGAUUCUAAUGAAGAGCUCUUAUCACUGCUCAUUCAUGACACUCGUAUUGAAGAGACAGUCCUUGAUGAGGAAAUGGCUGAGAUUCAGGCCACAUGUAUUCUCCACCUUCCUUUUGUCCCCGCUAAAAUUCAAUCAGACACAGCUUCCUUGGCUUGUGUUCAGUCGGAGUUCAAGAAGAUUGAACGGGUGAUUACAAAAGCCCAAAAACUCAGGUUCAAGACGUUGGAGUCCGUGUUGAAGAAGGUGUUGAGCCAAACUGAUGCAGCAGAGUUCUUGGUAGCAUUUGAGGGAAUUCAAGAUGCAGUUCACCAGUUUGCAGUAAAUAAGACGUUGCGAAAGGGUCCAGUGACGGUGCCUCUCAAGGUCUCGGGGUCUAAAUGAUGGAAAAUAUUGCCAGCGGUAGGGAGUUAGGGACUCGCUGAUAAAAUCAGAUUCAGUAAAUGAGCAAAGACAAAAGACUUUUCCAUUGUAACCUUUUUUCUCAACCAGCUGUACCCAUGAUUUGUUGCAUAGCUUCUAGUUUGUUGGUAUUGCAGAUGGGAUUUCUUCUGUGGGAAUGGGACAAUAUGGUGUUGUCUAACCUUUCUUUUUUAUAUGGAAGGAACUCAAAACAGAUUGACGUUGUUCUCCAUGUAAAAAUCUAUGCAUGGAAGUGAUUGUAACUCACAGGGGUGGAACUGAAACAUUUAAAUGUAAAAAAAUUCCUACAUUGAAUGAAAAACUGCAUACCUUCAGAUUUACA